Molecule: messenger RNA, 3756 nt
Organism: Chroicocephalus ridibundus (black-headed gull)
Lineage: Eukaryota; Metazoa; Chordata; Aves; Charadriiformes; Laridae
Gene: STRADA
Product: STE20 related adaptor alpha
Exons: 10
Coding region: 1306-2427 (373 amino acids)
Biological process (GO): protein export from nucleus; activation of protein kinase activity; protein phosphorylation
Cellular component (GO): serine/threonine protein kinase complex
Molecular function (GO): protein serine/threonine kinase activator activity; ATP binding; protein kinase activity
Source: RefSeq, a predicted model, not a curated record
GAAAUUGCUGGAAGAAGUAAUGAAUGAUACAAUUGAGAUCAGGAUUGACAGGCAUCUUUAACAGAAGUUUGAAAUCGUGAAUGGAAAGUUGCUGCCUGUUCUCAGCCCAGGAACAGCACUGUGUAAUGUUACAACUAGAAUAAAGGAUUUGGGACUGCUGAGAUCUCAGGGGUUAGCUAUCAUGAAACACGACUGAGUUGCUGUGCUGGAGUUGUUUGAGCUGAAAGUAUACCCUAGCACUGUUCACAAAUCUUAAGUUUUGCCUUUUCCCUUAACUGAAAAAUAUACCUAUUUGAAAUGUAGGGAGAGAGAGGUGAAACGCGUGCUUUUCAAAGUCAGCUGAAAAGGUGGAACUUGGGAAGACUGACUGUUAGCUUACUCCCAAAAUAUACUUAGGCACCCAAAAGUAAUUUAUAGCAAAUUCAUGUCUGUGUUUAUUGCACUACAUUUACCCUGGACUGAGUGUAGAAUAGCAAGUUCCUUGUUUUUCAGCUGUCACUGUGUUGUUUCCAUCUUUCAGUGAUGGAAAAAAGAGUAUUUGCUGUCACUAUAGGAAAAUGCACAAGCCUUUUCUGCUUCUUGUACCAUGAGAAAAGGUCUGAUAAAGGGCAUUUGCAGUUGAUGAAGAAUGAGGUGGAAAAAAUGAGCUGGAGUUCCAAAUGUCAGGAGGAGUUAAUGUGCUGGAAAUUUGAGAUAACUAAAUCCAAUCUUAGACACCAAAUAAAUUUGGAUCCCCAUUAGGAUGCUCUCCUUGUGACUUUGGAAAUUUGAGGGAGUUGGCAGGUAUAACAGAACUUGCAAGAACAUUGAAGUUUGUCUUCUGCAAAAUCCUGCUUGGAAAGAUUUAUGUGUAUGUAAAUAAAGCAGGUAGCUUUAUGUCAGAUGUAGUGAAGAAAAAUUACAGGCUUGGGAGUGCUGCUUCCUUCUGUGGUGUGGGGUUUUUCCCUUCUUUUUUCCUUUUUUUUUUUUUUUUUUUCCUAUAAGCACUAAUGCUUUGCAGUUUUUGCUUUCAUUUGGAGCUUCUCUUCUCAUGUGUGUCUGAUCUUCAUAUCUUGGGCUAAGUUAGUUUGUCAUUCCACCAUUCAGCUAAGCAGCUUCAGCUGCGCUGGUCUUAUCACAGAUCAGCAGCUGAAAACCAGAAGCCCCAGCAGCAGACAGGAAUGCUGACUGCCACCGUGCAGAGAAGUGCUAUAAACAAGCUUUCCUUCGGCCUUUGCUGAGGCAACAGGAUGGUGGCACAGUAACGGGAGAAAGGCAAAUGAGGCGAGCUCCGAGUCGAUAGCUUCUUCCCCUAAAAGGGACACCAUGAGCAACUUCCUACCAGACAGCAGCUGUUAUGAGUUGCUCACUAUCAUAGGCAGAGGCUUCGAAGACUUGAUGGUUGUGAACCUGGCCAGGUAUAAACCCACAGGAGAGUAUGUCACAGUCAGAAGAGUGAACUUGGAGGCCUGCACAAAUGAAAUGGUCACAUUCUUGCAGGGGGAACUUCAUGUUUCCAAGCUCUUCAACCACCCUAACAUUGUGCCGUACAAAGCAACUUUCAUAGCUGACAAUGAGCUAUGGGUAGUGACAUCUUUCAUGGCCUAUGGUUCUGCAAAAGAUCUAAUCUGUACCCAUUUUAUGGAUGGGAUGAGUGAACUGGCUAUCGCAUACAUCCUCCAAGGCGUAUUGAAAGCACUUGACUACAUCCACCAUAUGGGCUAUGUACAUAGGAGUGUUAAAGCCAGCCAUAUCCUGAUUUCUGUGGAUGGGAAGGUGUACCUCUCUGGCCUGCGAAGUAAUCUAAGUAUGAUCAACCAUGGGCAGCGACUCAAGGUUGUUCAUGACUUCCCCAAAUACAGCAUCAAAGUCCUGCCUUGGCUCAGUCCUGAAGUCUUGCAGCAGAACCUCCAGGGUUACGAUGCAAAAUCUGACAUUUACAGUGUAGGGAUAACAGCCUGUGAGCUGGCAAAUGGACACGUACCAUUUAAAGACAUGCCUUCUACUCAGAUGCUCUUGGAAAAACUGAAUGGAACUGUUCCCUGCCUGCUAGACACCACCACAAUUCCUGCUGAUGAGCUGACUAUGAAAACCUCCCGUUCAAGUGCUAACUAUGGGAUGGGCGAGAGCAUGGCUAUUAGCAAUGUGAGAGCGGCCAACGGAGAGCCAGCCCUGCACCCUUAUCUUCGGACCUUCUCCACCUACUUCCAUAACUUUGUAGAGCAGUGCCUCCAGCGGAACCCCGAUUUCAGGCCAAGUGCAGGCACGCUGCUUAAUCAUCCCUUUUUCAAGCAGAUCAAGCGCCGUGCUUCUGAAGCACUCCCUGAACUUCUGCGCCCUGUCACCCCAAUCACCAAUUUUGAAGGAACGCGGCCCCAGGAUCCCAGUGGCAUUUUUGGGCUGGUGUCAAACCUGGAGCAGCUGGAUGUGGAUGACUGGGAAUUCUAGAAAAACAAGGACUCCACCUGGUUCUGGAGCAGCUUUCUGGACAUUGUAAUUUAUUGGUCCUGUUCAUAAAAGGUGAUGAAUGUUACACAUAGAAGAGUUUACAGGUCCUUGGGAAGGAACUUCAGCUGCCUCUUUACUUAGGAAGUAGCCUGGAAACAAAUGGGACAGACCUGAGCUGGAAAAGGAUCAACCCCAAGGAACUGUGGAGUAUUCCAGAUGGUGCAGUGCCCAGAGCCCCAGUUCUCACAGCUGAGCGCUGGUAGAUCACUUGAAUGGGUUGAGUGAGUCUGUUUAGUCUCUAUUUAUGUGUUUCUAAAAAUCACUGGCUUCCUCGUAUCACAGUCGAAGGCUGCAUGUCCCUACCCUCUUUGGUUCUUUCUCUUUUAAGGGUGCCUUAGAGUUAAGGGGAGGCAGGCAGCUCUUAGUUUUGGGCAUUCUCUUAGAACUAGUCCGAGUACUGUUACAGGGUGAGUUUGGAGGGUGGAGAAAAAAGGGAUUAUGUUCUUAAAUUUAGUCACUGCUUUGUGAUAGAAAAUGGGAGAUCGAAGAUAACCAGAUUCUGUUCCAGGCACAUCUGCUGCAUCAGGAAUUCCUCUGCAGCACUGGAUUCUUAUCUUCCAGUUCUGGAGAGAGCUUUUGAAGAGACUCCUCUCACUUGAGGCUGAGCACUCUGAACUCCAGGUCAGACAGGGCAUUCCAGCAUCUCCUCCCAUGGCUGCCUGGGUCACCAAAGCGAGUGUGUACGCCCGUACAACGUACCAGCUCUUUUAUCCCUACAGCACAUCUUGUUGAGCCUCCCAUUAGCUGGGCUGGUUUCACAGCACAUAACACUCAUACCAGCUUUUUCUCCGUGACUUACCCUGGCACAGAGGAAAAAUAAGUCCAUUUUCAUGCUAAAUCCUCUUGCUCACGACUCCUCCUUGAACAUCAUGUACAGAACUGAUGUUAAGCCUUCCAUUACCAUUGCUGUUCUGCCUUCCCUGUCUGACUGACAGGUAAAAGCUUGCUUCUCACGUGGCUCCCCUUGAUUCACGGCUGUGUGACUCUGCCCUGCUGCCGUGGCAGCUCUCCCCCAGUCCAUGGUAUUUGUUUUUUGGAGGUGUAUUUAAGGCUUUUAGUUUGACCCUUCCAAGGACCAUGGGUGCUGGAUGUCUUUCUACUCUGUAACGAAGCACUGAGAAUCCAGUCCUGUAGGUGUGGUUGAUGGGAGUAGCGGUGCUGGCAACAGGUCCUUCUUGUGUUUAUAAACUGUACUUGAACCCAGAUAAAGUUUGUUACUCUAGUUUUUUGCCAAAACAAAUAAAAUAUUUCUGAAGUUGUUUUUUUUAA